CGCGGGCGGCGGGCGGGUGUCGCGGCGUGGGCAGGUCCGUGAGAAGUUCGCCGAGUCCGCCCGGGGCGGAGGCGCGCCCGUGUCCCUGAGAGGGCAGCCGCCGCCCGCUCGGCAUGGCCGGCCGCCUCGGCCGCUGGAUGUGCUGGGGCAAGCGGGGUCGGGGCUGCCGGGGCGGGGGCACGCUGCUCGCCCUGGGGCUUCUGGCCGCCCUCGGCUUCCUCGUGUGGCGGCACGGCCCGCCGCCCCGCCACGCCGCCCGCCGCGCCCCGCCGCAGCCGCCGUCCCCCGACAGCGAGCUGCUGCGGCGGCCGGUGUACGCGAAGCCGGCGCUGGACCCGGGGGCGCUGGGGGAGCUGGGCCGGGCGGUGCGGCUGGAGCUGAGCCCGGCCGAGAAGCGCCGCCAGGAGGAGAGCAUCCGCCGGCACCAGAUCAACAUCUACCUGAGCGACCGCAUCUCGCUGCACCGCCGCCUGCCCGAGCGCUGGAACCCGCUAUGCAGAGAGAAGAAAUAUGAUUAUUAUAGCCUGCCGAAAACCUCUGUUGUGAUAGCUUUUUAUAACGAGGCUUGGUCAACGCUUCUGCGAACUGUUCACAGUGUUCUUGAGACAUCUCCGGAUAUACUUUUGGAAGAAGUUAUUCUUGUAGAUGAUUACAGUGACAAAGAACAUUUAAAGGAGACUUUGGAAAACUACGUGGCUGGCCUACGCAAGGUACGUCUGAUCCGUGCAAAUAAGCGAGAGGGGCUGGUUCGAGCCCGGCUGCUGGGGGCGUCUGUGGCGAAAGGUGACAUCCUAACAUUCCUGGACUGCCACUGUGAAUGCCACGAGGGCUGGCUGGAGCCGCUGCUGGCAAGGAUUGCUGAAGAAGAAACAGCUGUUGUCUGCCCUGUUAUUGAUGUUAUUGACUGGAAUACAUUUGAGUACUUGGGAAAUGCUGGUGAGCCACAGAUUGGUGGAUUUGAUUGGAGGCUGGUCUUUACUUGGCAUAGUACCCCUGAAAGAGAACAAAAACGGAGGAAGUCCAAGACCGACGUCAUCAGAGUUACUGUCCUCUUUUAUAGGUCUCCAACCAUGGCAGGUGGAUUAUUUUCUGUGAGCAAAAAGUAUUUUGAUUAUCUUGGUUCCUAUGACACAGGAAUGGAAGUCUGGGGAGGAGAAAACCUUGAGUUCUCAUUUAGGAUAUGGCAGUGUGGAGGAAGUCUUGAGAUCCAUCCUUGCUCCCAUGUAGGUCACGUUUUCCCCAAACAAGCUCCGUACUCACGGUCCAAAGCUUUGGCAAACAGUGUGCGUGCAGCUGAAGUGUGGAUGGAUGAAUACAAACAGCUUUAUUACCACCGCAACCCACACGCUCGCCUGGAGCCAUAUGGAGAUGUGACAGAAAGGAGACUUCUACGAGAGAAGCUGAAAUGUAAGGACUUCAAAUGGUUCUUGGAGAACGUAUAUCCAGAACUUCACGUACCUGAGGACAGACCAGGUUUCUUUGGAAUGCUGAAGAAUAGAGGAAUGGAAAACUUCUGUUUUGAUUAUAACCCUACAAAUGAACAGCAAGUAACUGGACAGAGGGUCAUACUCUACCCAUGCCAUGGCAUGGGACAAAAUCAGUUUUUUGAGUACACAUCCCAUAAUGAAAUACGUUACAACACACGACAACCAGAAGUCUGUGCUGCAGUCGAUUCAGGGACUGACUACUUGACAAUGUACUUGUGUCAAGAAAAUGUCCACAGCGUUCCUGAAAACCAGAAGUUUCUUUUCAGAAAGGACGGUACCCUGUUUCACCCACAAACCCAGAAGUGCUUACAAGCCGAGGCAAAUGCUUACAAUGGGAACCCAGCACCAUUGUUACGACGUUGUACCAACUCGGACUACCAAAAAUGGUUCUUCAAAGAAAGAAGUUGAUCCAGAUGUUGUCUAGGAUAUAGCUGAAUACAAAAAAAUAUGCUCUUUCUAGUCAGCAGUUAGUCUGCUGAAAGCAGUUAGUGUUUUGAAAGUCUCGUAAGUGAUAUAUUUUUGUAUGGAAAGAACUGUAAUUAGUUUACAAGCCUUGGAUCUCAUUUCCUGGAGCUUUAGAAGGCACUAAGUAUUGAGAGCUUCAUAAAGUGCUGCAGAAUCUUCUCCUUUUCUCUUUGUUUGGCAGCUACAUAACCGCUUCUGAAGUGUCUUAGGUUCUUUUCACAGGUGACAAUGUAUUUUUUUAAUCUACUGUGUGGAAAUAAGGCAGUCAAAAUAAUUGCACUAAUGUUAAUCUGCCAAUAACUUAAAAUGUCUAUUUUUCUACCAAAACAUUCUGCAGCUGGGUCUUUUAACAGAUAGUAGUUAAUAAUUAUUCUCAUCUUUUAAAUACCAAGAAGGUAAAUGUAGGCCAUAUUCUGCCCUAAGUGACUACCACAAAGCCCUCACUGAAGACAGUGUGGAUUUACACAUGAAAGCAGAGUAUGUCUGCACAUUUUUGCACAAAUAACAAUCUAGAUGCAUACAGAUUGCACAUGCUUGACAAUACUAUACCUUCAAUGUUCUGACAAUUUUAGAUGUUCGUGGCACUUGACAAGUUUCUAAUCAUGCUUAAGAUUGGUUUGGGAGUAAAAUGGGGAUUUUCUCAUCUUUCUUAAAGGCAGAAGGCAACAAUAUUUAAAGGUGAUGCUUUGGGAAAAGCUAUUUAGAUUCAUAUGGGCCCAGAUAUGUGGCUGUGUCCUGGAAUGCACAACCAACUUUAACAUUAUGUGGAUUUUCAAUAUGCAUAAAACUUUCAAGAAAAGACCUACCAAUAAUUCUUUUGAAAAAAUUUCAAAAUUACAGUUAGAGAAAAUGAAUCUUAAAAUGUAAGUGUUUAAAUGAUUCAUGUAAAAAUGAUUGUAUUUUAAAAAUGGUUUGGCAACUGAUUUCUUUGAAAUGCAGCUAAUAUUAAUACAAAAAGGAUUGUCUUUUGAGUAUAACUUGCAUUUUUUCUGGGAACUCCUUUUAGAUGAGUUGACCCUGCAUAUGGUCCUGUUGAAAACAUGGGGUCUAAUCUGCACCCAUACAGGAUGGUUUGUGCCCUGGUGUGUGGGAUCUGCCUCGCCCCAUCAGACAAGUUGUGUGUGUAUAGCAAUGUAUCUGGCCAGUGACCAUCAUUAGAAGGGUUUCAGCUCAUAAAAAGAGUUUCUUUUUCUGUCAGAUGAAGGAAUGCUUAUGUGUAGAAGGAUGAAAAUUUCAACCUUUUUCCUCUCAGAAGUCUUGGCAUCUGUUUUGAUUAGUUUGGUAUGUUUUGUUAUUUGCUUUUGUUCGUGUUUUCUGUAAAAAAUGUACAGCCUUUUCUUUGAAUCCCCAUAAGCUCAUGCCAUUUUGGCAUACCUAUUUAUAUGAUUGGGGUGUGGGGGGAGGGUUCUGUCUAUAGGAGAUACAUGUAUAGGUUCUUCCAAGGUCUUUCUAACCCAUGUAGAUAGAAUGUUUUUGUGAGCACCUUUAAAGUUUUGUCUCUGUGGGCCGGACUGAUGAAACUGAUGUUAGAAUUAAUAAAAUAUUUUGUGAUUCAGUAGAGUAGGAAAUGUCUUAUCAACUAUUUCUUCUUUUUCCUAUGGUCAGUGGUUUUCAUUCAAUCAUUUUGCUGAUCUCUUCGACCCAGAUCCCUGCAGCACUUGGGAGAACACAGCUUUAUUUUAUGGUGUCUCAGGUUCUGUUUCCUGAACUCAGUAAUGCUUCUGUUCACCUGGUAGCAGCAGUGGUUUACACUUUGUGGAGCCACAAAUCAAAAGUGGGUGGCUGAAUGAGAGAACAGCAAGGAUUUUCUAUUAAUUUUUGCUUUUCCUUCUUGGCUGCUGAUUGAACAAUGUUAGUAAGCUGAUAAAAGCCCAGCUACUAGAAUCAUGGCCAAAGCUCUCAUUGACUUCCAUUCUCAGUGAGGUUUGAGUUUUGGUAUUUCAAGAUUUCAUCAUCAGAUGGUGGUAUACAAGUGAAACUUAGUAACUGGAAAUUAUUUUCUAUACAUCUUUUCACUUUGCCCUUGUUUAGAGGAAAGUAUUGAUGUUUUUGGCUUCCUGCAGCUGAGAUGCUUUCACAUAUGCCAGCAAACCAGCUAGCCUGGGUUGCAUAUUUGCUGCACAAAUACACUUGAGUUCAAAAGCAAACACCGAGCAUUAGCAAUGCCACCAGCUUGCUCCCUCUGUGUUGGCCUUUCAGUCCAUCUACUCACCAUUUUUUAUUCCUUGAUACCCUUUUCUUCUUUUCAACUCACUGGAGUUGUACUAAUGUCUGGCUUCAGGUUUGGAGGGUGAAGGACUCCAUCAAGCAUCCAAGUAGUAAUGCACAUCUUCAGACUUCCUUUAACAUCUCCAGGGUUCCUUUUGCAGGAGGUCAGAGCUACCUGCUGAGGAAUGGACUGUGGACUUUGGACUUCUCCUGAGCAGAGAUGGGGCUGGAUGCCUCAUAGAAAUGGAAAAAUGGCAGGAUUUCAGUCACAAACCAGUGCUUAUUUCUUAGUCUUUGUAUUCCUGUAUUUAUUUAUUUAUUUUACAAAGACAUCUAGACUACAGUCAGGUGCCUAAUUAUCAUAUUUAUUUGAAAUCAUCAGGUAAUGAUUUUGACUUUUUUUCAUUUUUCACUCACCAUUUUCCUUUCAUUUAAAAAUUGUGGGUCUUCAACAUGGGCUAGAACUUACUGGGUUUUCACUUCAACAGAAGACAGUACAUGAACCUUCCCCUAAGAAAUAAACCACUAAAACCUCUGUA
Molecule: messenger RNA, 4699 nt
Organism: Corvus hawaiiensis (hawaiian crow)
Lineage: Eukaryota; Metazoa; Chordata; Aves; Passeriformes; Corvidae
Gene: GALNT12
Product: polypeptide N-acetylgalactosaminyltransferase 12
Exons: 10
Coding region: 114-1895 (593 amino acids)
Cellular component (GO): Golgi apparatus
Source: RefSeq, a predicted model, not a curated record